Colius striatus (speckled mousebird) is the source of this 954-nucleotide messenger RNA. It is a transcript of the gene NUTF2, whose product is annotated as nuclear transport factor 2. The transcript has 5 exons. The coding region runs from base 100 to 483 and encodes 127 amino acids. Gene Ontology annotation, biological process: protein import into nucleus. Lineage: Eukaryota; Metazoa; Chordata; Aves; Coliiformes; Coliidae. Gene Ontology annotation, cellular component: nuclear pore central transport channel. The record is from RefSeq and is a predicted model, not a curated record.
GGGCGGGGAGCGCGGGCGAGGGAGGCUGCGGGGGUUCGCGCCGCGCACGGGGCCGCCGCCGCCAUAGUGGGAGCUGUGGGCUUUAGGUGAGGAUUCAGAAUGGGAGACAAGCCUAUCUGGGAGCAGAUUGGGUCCAGCUUCGUACAACAUUACUACCAGCUUUUUGAUGCAGACAGGACUCAGUUAGGAGCAAUAUAUAUUGAUGCAUCAUGCCUUACGUGGGAAGGACAGCAGUUCCAGGGCAAGGCAGCUAUUGUUGAAAAACUCUCUAGCCUUCCUUUCCAAAAAAUCCAACACAGCAUCACAGCACAAGAUCACCAACCUACACCUGACAGCUGUAUACUCAGUAUGGUAGUGGGACAGCUUAAGGCUGAUGAAGAUCCCAUCAUGGGGUUCCACCAGAUAUUUCUAUUAAAGAACAUCAACGACGCCUGGGUUUGCACCAACGACAUGUUCAGGCUAGCACUGCACAACUUUGGCUGAGCUGCCCAGCCCCAGGCACCUGUGCUUUAUUUUUUGUUUGUUUGGGUUGAUUUUUUUUGUUGUUGUUGGGUUUUUUUCCCCUUCCCCCUCCUCUCCUCUUACUGGUAUUAUUCACACUCACAGAACAUUCCAAAUAUCAUACACAAAGCUGCAGCACUGUGGAGCGUGAGCAAGAGACACCCGUGGCCUGCCCUCCUGCUGAGUUUACAUUGUCACUAGAUGAGUUCCUUGUGCAUGAUGUUUGGAAGGUUAGACUUUAGCUGCCUUUUGACAAGAGAAAUUUGUGUUGUACCAGCAUGCCUGGGAAAGAAUUCCUGAUGCAAAAGGUUGUUGUUGUAUGUACUGCUGAGAUGCUCUAUAACCCAAAGAAGUGGAAGAACAGCAGCCUGUACAGCCCAGACAUUGAUUUGUUCAAGAUGUCUCAAUGCUACAUUACACAAUAAAACCAUGAGAUUUUCUUAACAGUUUAAA